AAACCAUUUUAUAAAAUGCUGCAUUAUCAAUUCACCAUUUUCAUUCUUUUUGCCUAAUAUAUUUAUAUUUUUCUCCCCAGAAUUCUCUUGUCCCAUCACAUAUCACCAAGCUUCAAUAACCAAAUCCCAUGGCUACGAAGAAUGGUAAUAAUAAUCAUCAGCAUUAUGAUGAGCAAGAAGGAAAGCCUCUUCCAAAGUUUGGUGAAUGGGAUGUGAAUGAUCCGGCUUCUGCAGAAGGAUUCACUGUUAUAUUCAACAAGGCCAGAGAUGAGAAGAAAACUGGUGGAGCUUCUGGAAGACACAAUUCUAGAAGAUUCGAUUCCAAAUCAAAGCGCAAACAGGAUCAACAAAAGACUGGCCUUAAAAAGUGGUUCUGCUUUGGACCUUAAGACAACAUUUGAAGGUUAUUGUAUCUAUAUAUAGGGAUAUGGUUUAUGAUGCUAUGCAUGCUAGCACCUUAUUAACUUCAUAUGAUUCUGGGCAUCAUCUCUUUAUUUGUGAGGAGGCUAUGGAAGUUGAAGUACAAAAGAAAC
Molecule: messenger RNA, 533 nt
Organism: Arachis stenosperma
Lineage: Eukaryota; Viridiplantae; Streptophyta; Magnoliopsida; Fabales; Fabaceae
Product: protein NOI4-like
Exons: 3
Coding region: 129-389 (86 amino acids)
Source: RefSeq, a predicted model, not a curated record